CGGGUGUAACUGUGUAAGUAUCGGAUCCACGCUAGCUGCUAAAUCUUCAAAGUACAACCAGCUAAGCCAAACAAACACCACAAUCAAGCUCACUCUCGAUCUACGCCGUCCAAAUUUCUCCCUCGCCGGCCGCCGAUCUAUUCCCCGACCAAGAUGGGUGCCGGUUUCCUCGUUGGCGUCAUCGGCGUUCUAAUUCUAUCUCACGCUGCUUAUUCCACUGUCCAAUAUAGAGCUUUGCUCAAGAUUACCGAGGAAGAGUUUUCUGGUCCCCCUAUCAACGUUGUGAUGGAAUUGAUAGUUAGUUUAGUAUUAUGCUUGUGGGCUGCUCUUGCUGCUCCUGGAAAAUUCAAGUCAAUCCAUCCUCAAUCUGAGGAAAACAGGGUGGUCGCUUUGCCUGCCAAUCUGGAUUUCAUGAUCUUUAAUCACCGCGGAAAGAUAUUUCCUCUGGAAGCUGACUUGAAAUUGAAGUGAUGGGAUGGACAGAUUCGGCAUUCAUGAAGUCAACAAAUUGUCACCCUCCAAACCAGCCCAUCUUUCGUUAUUAUGCUUAGAGAGGAUUGUUUUAGAUAGUUUUGAUAUUGAACUGCAUUCGAUUACUUGAGCAGCACUAGUUGAAUGUACUUGUUAGAGGGCAGGCGGGAGAGACAUUUUUCUCAGUUACAUAUUUCCGUUUUUGCUUGCUUAGAUUUUAUUUGUAUGUUACUCAGUUUUCAGAAUAGUUCAGCACUGGAACUGUAUAAUUACCCCGUUUUUCAUAAUUUCAGGAGUUAUGUUCUUUACCCUCUUUAA
This is a messenger RNA of Nicotiana tabacum (common tobacco), 789 nucleotides long. Its product is annotated as membrane magnesium transporter. NCBI's taxonomy places the organism in Eukaryota, Viridiplantae, Streptophyta, Magnoliopsida, Solanales, Solanaceae. Gene Ontology annotation, cellular component: Golgi apparatus; plasma membrane; EMC complex. The record is from RefSeq and is a predicted model, not a curated record.